GCACCGUGCCCGCCCCACCCAGCCGCAGCGGCUCGGACGUCCGGAGUCCCUCGGCCCCGGCCAGAGGUCCAAGGCGGCAUCCCCCACCCUGUGGCCUGGAGAACAGUGGGUCGUGGCGGUCAUCAUGCACAGUGGUAUCCUGUCCACCUAGCAUCCCCUGUUCCCCCUCUGAGCCCGGCCUCAAGUUCCAGCCCAAGGCCCGCCCAGCCACACCAUGAGCCACGGGCCGAGCCCCCGGCUGAUCGAGUCCCCACAGUUGUCCAAGGGCAGCCUCCUGACCAUCCUGGGCAGCCCGUCGCCCGAGCGCAUGGGGCCGGCCGACUCGCUGCCGCCCACGCCGUCCAGCGGCACCCCCUCGCCUGGGCCGCCGCCGGCGCUCGCCUUGCCGCCGGUGCCCGCGCUGCUGGCCGACGGGGACUGGGAGAGCCGCGAGGAGCUGCGGCUGCGGGAGCUGGAGGAGGCGCGCGCGCGGGCGGCGCAGAUGGAGAAGACCAUGCGCUGGUGGUCGGACUGCACGGCCAACUGGCGCGAGAAGUGGAGCAAGGUGCGCGCCGAGCGCAACCGCGCGCGCGAGGAGGUGCGCCAGCUGCGCCAGCGCCUCGACGCGCUCACCAAGGAGCUGGCGGGCGCGCGGCGCGAGCGCCAGGAGGCGCAGGGCGAGUGCGAGGCGCGGGGCCGCGAGCUGGCGCGGCUGCGGGGCGCCGCUGACAAGACGCACGACGGCCGGGAACCGGAUCCCGAGCGGGAGCACGAGCCGGUGCGCGACGUCGGGUCAGAGAGGCCUCCGGGCAGCCAGGAGCUGGACCUGGUGGAGAGCUUGCUGAAGAGCAGGCCAGAGGAGCCCGAGGGCUGUUGGGAGGCAUGCAGCAUGGCAGCCGGGGGCCCGAGGAGCAGCUCAGGCCGCCAAGAUCGCAGCCGGCUACCCUGGGAGGACACAGCUGCCACCGAAGAGGACACCUCCAAGCUGACUGCCCUGCGGCUGCGGCUGGACGAGUCCCAGAAGGUGCUGCUCAAGGAGCGAGAGGACAAGCUGGCACUGAGUAGGAGCAUUGAGAAGCUGGAGGCAGAGCUCAGCCAGUGGAAGAUCAAGUAUGAGGAGCUGAACAAGACCAAGCAGGAGAUGCUUAAGCAACUCAGUAUCCUGAAGGAGGCACACCAGGACGAGCUGGGCCGCAUGUCUGAAGACCUUGAGGAUGAGCUGGGUGCACGGUCCAGCAUGGACAGGAAGAUGGCUGAGCUGAGGGGCGAGAUGGAGCGACUGCAGGCCGAGAAUGCUGCCGAGUGGGGCCGCCGGGAGAGGCUGGAGACCGAGAAGCUGGGCCUGGAGCGGGAGAACAAGAAGUUGCGGGCACAGGUCGGGGACCUGGAGGAGGCGCUGGCCCGACGGCGACGGCAGACGGCCAGCGCCCUGGACUGCGACCUGCGGACCAGCCAGGCCGCACUGUUCGAAAAGAACAAGGAGCUGGCCGACCUGAAGCACGUACACGGCAAGCUGAAGAAGCAGUUCCAGGAGAAGGUGGCAGAGCUGGUGCAUGCCAACCGGCGGGUGGAGCAGCACGAGGCGGAGGUGAAGAAGCUGCGGCUGCGGGUGGAGGAGCUCAAGAAGGAGCUGGCCCAAGCUGAGGACGAGUUGGAUGAAGCCCACAACCAGGCGCGGAAGCUGCAGCGGUCACUGGACGAGCAGACAGAGCAGAGCGAGAACCUACAGGUGCAGCUGGAGCACCUGCAGUCCAGGCUCCGCAGACAGCAGCAGAACGCCCCCCUCUUUGGGAAGAUACGCAGUGCCCGCUUUGGCAACGAGGAGGCUGGGGAUGGAGCCAGCGACCUGGAUGAAGACGAAGACCUGCAAAUCCAGGUGGCCUAGGGCCUCCAGGACUAGACAACUGCCCAGCCGCUCGAACUGACACAGAGGCCUCACUGCUGUGCUCACUGUGGGUCCACACCCUGCCCCCUGCCACAGACCACUUUCUUCUCUCCCUGGCCCUGGAGAGGGGAAGCCUGUUUGAUAUAUAUAUUAUAUAUAUGCCUGGGGCUGCUCGCACCCAUUUGGUUUAUAAACACAGGACCACUGCUGCCCAGGCCAGGCAGCUCCGCCCACCCAGGACUUCAUGCAGGGGUGAGGCCCCCACCUAGGCUGUCUCUCUAGGCCUUGGCAGCUUGACCAGAGCUGUUUAUAAUACAAUGCAAUGAACCUAGUCGUUUGUAAUAAAUGGAGUUCAAGU
Molecule: messenger RNA, 2222 nt
Organism: Castor canadensis (American beaver)
Lineage: Eukaryota; Metazoa; Chordata; Mammalia; Rodentia; Castoridae
Gene: Ccdc102a
Product: coiled-coil domain containing 102A
Cellular component (GO): myosin complex
Source: RefSeq, a predicted model, not a curated record